AUUAUUGGACCGUAUGCCUCAUACAGUCUAUGCUUCGGAUAUUGACAUUCCAACAUUUCCCAGAUUGCAUUGCGUCAUCCCGGACCCCGCCCUUUCCUCUCCCAAACUUCGGUUCAUGUCAACUUUCUGUUUUGCACUGAUUUGACUGCUUGGUCGCAGCUUUGAGAUUUGGUGGCGCAUCUUGCAUUGCCUCGCCACCACCGACUCACUCCUCCACCUGCACUCCUCGAAAGAAGAAGACUGUCUGCUUGAUUUAUUUUUGUUGUCGUCCCUCUCUUCUCGUACACAGCGGAAGAUAUCCGCAACUUUCUCCGGCCCGCAGCCAGUUUAGGAAAGAUUCGUUUUUCCUUACGGAGUUUAAUCAGGAAAACCAUAAACAAAAAGCGUUGUUGAGGUCGCGGUCAUUUUGAGGUAGCUAUCUCAGCCGGGGCUCAUUUUUAAAACACGGAGCUCUAUGGAUGUGAAACCGUGGCCUGGACUGUGUUCGUGAAGUGAAGGGCUAUGGAGAUGCCUUCUGGCUAGCCGGGCUAACGUUUUCUGGACUACAGCUAACCAGCUAUACCACCUAGCACCUUUAGUAGUCAGUGUAAGAGGCUUGGUGUCUAUUGUUCUUCACUUCUCAGUAUGCAGACGUCAACACUGUUGGUCAUAUCAAAAACGCCGAAUAUCGGUUAGUUUGUUAGUUGAGCUAAUUUAUGAAGUUAAGGCGUUAAGCUAGUUAGCUGUGCUUGUAUGCUUCAAUAACAUAACAACAAAUGUCAAAUGUUCAGCCCUUAUUUAAUGACACGAAACACCGAAGGGACUGAUGUCUUGCAGCACCAUUAGUACAUUUCUGUGAUUGUUUACGACAGCCUGGAAGUUCAGAGUGCAAUCAUGAAUACUAACUAGGUGAUAACUAGGACUGAUAGCCAAACCAGACGUCCAAUUUAGAAGUUUUGCACCUGCUUAACCAUCACUACAAGGAGAAGACAGUUGUCCCAAAACAGUCGACAAUGGAGGGAAAUGUUCAACAAAAGACGACUCCUUUAGCUCGGGAACUGACAAGGAUAUUUAACAGCUACAACAAGCACACGAUACAACUGAAAAAGAACUUGAAAGAGACUAAUGCUUUCUUCCGGGAAAUAAGGCAAAACUACAGCAAUGCUUGUGCAUCAACCGUGAGCUCGGAUACUUUUUCUCUGGAGGCAGGUCAGCUUAGCUGUAUUUCUUUCCCAAGUCAUGAGGAAGAGUUCCUACGCAGCACUGUAGGUGCUGUCCCGUACAUCCUGGUGUUGGGCCAGGACUGUGCUGCCCGCUACCAGCUACUCAACUGCCUUCUUGGGGAGAGGUUGCUGCCACUAGGCCCAGAGGCCGGAGAGGCAUGUGAGGGAGUUCAGGGCACUGUCUGUAAGAGGCGGAAGCUGUGUUUCACCCAUGGAAGACAGACAAGGCUCAGCCUGGCACUGCCUGGCCAGUAUGAGCUGGUACACCAGCUGGCAGCAAACUGUGGCAGAUGGGAUACAGUUCCCCGGGAAGACCUGGAGAUCCAUGAGGAAUGUGAGGACCCAGCCCACAGGCUAGCAGAGCUGGAGAUCACCCUGCAUCACCAACUGCUUCAGGAAGCAAAGGUCAUGGUAGUGCCUUGUACAAGUGUUCAGCCGAUAGAAGAGGCCCUGGAAGACUGCACCCGCAACGUGACCCCCAUCAUACUCUACGCCAUCAACCAGGAAUCUUUAAGUACGGAGCAGGUGGCUGAGCUCUGGAAGGUCAAAGAGAUGCUCGGCUUUCCCGUCUGUUUUGUUCGUAUCCCCGACACCAUUCCAGCCACUUCGCCAGCUCCAGAUCGUCGUGCUGAGAAGGAGAGGGAGAGGGAGAGGGACAGGGACAGGGACAGGGACAGGGACAGGGAGAGGGAAAAGACCCCCCUCCAUAAGCAGCUCCUCUCCCUCGGCUUCCUCAGUAGCCCCACAGGAAACUGCUCCUGUGGCGCCCCCUCACAGGUGUCUGCUCCGGGUGCCAAGCCCCAAAGUAUGCUGGGUGAAGCUUUUGAAAGACUGCAUCGGUUACUGGUGCCUUUUGCUCGACAAGUUCUUCAAAACCAGCAGGUGGAGGCUGCAAACUUGCUUAACGGGCUUCAUUGUCGGUGUCUAGAUCUUUUCAUUAACCAGGCCUUUGACAUGCAAAGGGAUCUGCAGAUAACUCCCCGCAGGCUGGAGUACACCCGAGAAAAAGAAGGCGAACUCUUCAUCUCCCUCAUGGCCAUCGCAAACCGCAAACAGGAAGAGAUGAAAGACAUGAUUGUGGAGACACUCAGCAGCAUGAAGGAGCAGCUGCUGGAGGAUGCUGCUAACCUGGAGUUUACAGACAUCAUUGUAACGACAAAUGGAGAGCCUGUGACGUCGAAAGACAUCAAAUCUUGCAUCCACCAGAUCCAGGAACUGAUCGUGGUCCGUUUGAAUCAGGCGGUGGCAAAUAAGCUGAUCAGCUCCGUGGACUAUCUGAGGGAAAGCUUUGUAGGAACUCUUGAGCGCUGUCUCAACAGUCUGGAAAAGUCUCACAUUGACUAUUCUGUCCACAAUAUCACCUCCAAUCACCUCAAACAGUUAUUAAAUGCUGCUUAUCAUGUGGAGGUCACCUUUCAUUCUGGAUCUUCUGUCACAAGACUUUUCUGGGAGCAAAUCAAACAGAUAAUCCACAGGAUAACCUUUGUGAACCCUCCGUCCAUCACUCUAGAGUGGAAGCGUAAAGUGGCACAGGAUGCCAUAGAAAGUCUCAGUGCUGCCAAACUGGCCAGAAGCAUCUGCUCCCAGUUCAGGACACGACUCAACAGCUCUCACGAGGCCUUUGCAGCAUCUCUGCGCCAGCUGGAGGAAGGGCACACAGGGCGUCUGGAGCGCACUGAGGACCUGUGGCUGCGUGUGAGGAAAGACCACGCCCCUCGACUGGCCCGCUUGUCACUGGAGAGCCGCUCCCUCAGGGAUGUGCUGCUGCAUGGCAAACCGAAGCUGGGGCGAGAGUUGGGGAGGGGCCAAUAUGGAGUUGUGUACUUGUGUGACAGCUGGGGAGGACACUACCCAUGUGCCUUGAAGUCUGUGGUACCGCCCGAUGAUAAACACUGGAACGACCUGGCUCUGGAGUUUCACUACACAAGGACUUUGCCUAAACAUGAGCGGCUCGUUGACCUGCAUGGCUCCGUGAUUGAUCACACCUAUGGGAGCGGCUCCAGCAUUGCGGUGCUGCUCAUCAUGGAGCGGCUGCACAGAGACCUCUACACAGGCUUGAAGGCUGGAUUAUCACUGAGGGAGAGACUUCAGAUCGCACUGGAUGUGGUGGAGGGGAUCCGCUUCCUGCAUAGCCAGGGGCUCUUGCACAGAGACAUAAAGCUAAAAAAUGUACUGUUGGACAAACAAAAUCGGGCCAAGAUCACAGACCUAGGGUUCUGUAAACCAGAAGCCAUGAUGUCUGGCAGCAUUGUUGGAACCCCGAUCCACAUGGCUCCAGAGCUGUUUACAGGGAAGUAUGAUAACUCUGUGGAUGUUUACGCCUUUGGGAUCCUUUUCUGGUACCUCUGCACUGGCUCAGUGAAACUCCCAGAAGCCUUUGAGAAAUGCUCUAGUAAGGAUCAGCUCUGGAACAAUGUUAAAAAAGGAGCCAGACCUGAGCGCUUGCCUUCUUUCGAUGAGGAAUGCUGGCAGCUGAUGGAGGCCUGCUGGAACGGAGACCCUUCCCAGAGGCCCCUGCUCGGAAUAGUAGAGCCCCGCCUACAAAGCAUCAUGGUCCGGCUCUGCAACUUAGGCUCGGAGCAGAAAAGCAGCAGCCUCGAGGACUCAAACUGAAAACACUCCAGAAAAAACUAACACGUGUGUGAAUGUGAUCAGGAAAAUAUUUUUCAUGUAUUUAUAAGGAACGCAGGUGAACAGAGAACUGAUGGAGAAGAGGUAAAUGGUGUUGGAGCUUUUUCUCCUUGUUCACAGUUGUUGGAUGGACAUUAUUUAUGAGGAGCUGACACAGACCAGAUGUUUGAAAAUGUGUCUGUUUUACUCUGUUUGUGUGUUGUGUAUUUGUAAACAAACUCUACAAUAAGCUUUUGUCGUAGCUGCCGUGCUAAUUGCUACCUUGUUGUUAGAAUUGUUACUAGAUGCAAAUUGUUUUAAAAGUAGUCCACUCCAAGUAUUAUUAAAAAUAUAAAUAUAUAAAAGAGUAAUUUUAGAUUGUAUUUAAACUGAACAUGUCUGCAUCUAUACAAAAAACAAGUUUUUUUUAAAUAAAAUGAUCUGUUACCA
Labrus bergylta (ballan wrasse) is the source of this 4262-nucleotide messenger RNA. It is a transcript of the gene dstyk, whose product is annotated as dual serine/threonine and tyrosine protein kinase. Gene Ontology annotation, cellular component: cytoplasm. Gene Ontology annotation, biological process: negative regulation of apoptotic process; positive regulation of fibroblast growth factor receptor signaling pathway; cellular response to fibroblast growth factor stimulus. Gene Ontology annotation, molecular function: ATP binding; protein kinase activity. NCBI's taxonomy places the organism in Eukaryota, Metazoa, Chordata, Actinopteri, Labriformes, Labridae. The record is from RefSeq and is a predicted model, not a curated record.